CAGACAGUCUGAAGGUAUGUGAGACAGAGACGGAGGUAACAGCUCUCAGCUGACUUGCAGUGUAUAGUUUCAGCUCUCGGUGCAGACAGGGAGUAGGAGGAGAGUCUGCAGUCUGGAGUUUAAUAUGCCACCUCACAUGGAUUACUUCUACCACGAAUCCCGAGUGCCUUCGGCCUGCGGCUUGACCCGGGAGGACGAGCUGGAGCCCGGGGUCAUCAGCUGUAUGCUGGUCGGAGACGGAGCCGUCGGGAAGACGAGCAUGGUCGUCAGCUACACCUCCAACGGUUACCCCUCAGAGUACAAGCAGACAGGCUUCGAUGUCUUCUCCGGUCAGGUCCAAGUCGAAGGAUCUCCGGUCAAAGUUCAGCUCCUGGACACUGCUGGACAGGAGGAGUUUGAUGAGUUCAGAGCUCUCUCCUAUGCCCAUGCAGAUGUCUUCCUCCUGUGCUUCAGCAUGGUCAACCCCACCUCUUUUCACAACAUCACCAAGAAGUGGGUCCCAGAGAUCCGCGCCUACAACCCGUCCUCACCCAUCAUCCUCGUUGGGACACAGUCGGACCUUUUACUUGAUGUGAAUGUUCUCAUUAACCUGGACCAAUCGAAUGUCAAGCCCAUUCUGAACUCGCGGGCCCGAAGCAUGGCAGAGAAGAUCAGGGCUGCAGACUACAUCGAGUGCUCCUCACUCACCCAAAAGAACUUAAAGGAGGCGUUUGAUGCGGCCAUCUUUGCCGCCAUCAAAAGCAAAACUCGCAAGACAAAGAAGAGGAGGUUCUCUGACAGGCGCACCAAAGCGUUUUCUAGGUGCAGCUGGAAGAAGUUCUUCUGCUUCAUCUGAACUAUGUUGACCGUUAACCCUAUGGGUUGUGGGCAAAAUUAACUUAUUUAAGUUCUUUACUUUCACUUGAUGCUACAGGUUCUAUUUGUGGUUAGUUUAGCAUCUUUCUCUGUGCAGUGUUUGGCUUUUUAUUCGAUUUGUGGGAUGCCAAAUGGUGCAGAUACAAGGGAUGGUUCACAGUCAGCAGCAUAGACACAAAUAUCAGUGGGGACAGCAGAGGAUUCUGGGUCAUUCUUAUCCAGGAUCUCAGUUCGUGAUCCGUCAGGUGGACUUAAGGAAAGCAGCUUUGUUUACAAUAUAUUUAAAGGCAGAAUAUACGUCAUCUAUGUGUAUAAUAAAAUAUUGUCUGAUGAUUUAAUUUGUAUGUAUCAUUGUUGACACAUGUAAAAGAAAAAGGGCAGUGAAGUGAGACUUGAAAGGAAGUGAAAAAAAAUCAGAUUUACUCGAUGAGACGCAGAGAGAGAGAGAAAAGCCAGGCUCUCAUGUAAAUGCUUUGGAUUUGCAUGUCAAGCUUUGCCACCAACUGCAGCCUUUUACUGUAAGUUGGAGAGAAACAGAAAGAGUAAGGGCCAUAUUUGAGCAGAUGGGCGUUAGCUGCCGCUCUGUUGUAUUCUUGCUGUCUGGUUGCACCAGCUUUUCUUUUUUUAUAUAUGCAGCAGCUGCAAGUUCAGGUUGCAGAGCAUGGUGCCGCGUUCUGACCUGUGUGUGACAGCUCUCUCCUGGCUGGUUAUUUUCUGGCUGUAACGCCAAUGCGAUCACCAAGACCUGCAUCUCUAAUGGAAUUUUAUCAAACCGAUGUCGCGAUUAAGGAAAUAGAAGCCGAGUGGGAGGAUUUUGUUUGUGACAAAUGUGUUUCCUUUAAAUCUUCUGCUGAGCACAGGAACUCGUUUUAAAAUCCCUCUGUCUGAUGUGAAAGCUUGCAUGGCAGCAGUAACCCAUGCCUUUUUGUUCUCGUAACUCUUCAUCUGCAUCUGUAAAAGCAAGCACUGCAGGAGUCUUGACUUCCACCCUGUAGAUCCUCCCACUUCCAUCAGCCUGGCUCUUUUAUAUAUGCCCCUCUUUGUUUACAUGUUCAAUACACUCCUUAUCUCCUGAAAAGCCCAGUGUGUGCAGAGGUAGGUGAUGCUCAACAGCCUCCGGGUGAAUGUCAGUGUAUGCUGUGCACUUUUAAAAAACAAACUCUUUUUUACCUGUGACAAUUACAACUAUCAUACAUACAAUGAUAUGUGGUUGAUAUACAAGUAUAUAUACGGUAUGUUGCUGGACUUUACUAUGCUUCUUGUGGAAGUCAUUUUAAUGUAUAUUCUAUUCUGUUUGUUAAAACAGUUUAUUUGUCAUGUUUCUGAUUAGACAAAACAUGGAUUUAAAUUGCAUCUGUUUACACCACUAAUGCCUUAUAGCGUCUCCCUCUCUCUAACCUGUGUGUUCUUUUACGUGUCGGAGUGAUGUGAUGCAAAUAAAUGAAAUGCAAAUGAUA
Messenger RNA from Solea senegalensis (Senegalese sole), 2312 nucleotides. RefSeq names its product ras homolog family member V (gene rhov). The transcript is spliced from 3 exons. Gene Ontology annotation, molecular function: GTP binding; GTPase activity. Gene Ontology annotation, biological process: small GTPase-mediated signal transduction. Bases 125 to 835 code for a protein of 236 amino acids. The record is from RefSeq and is a predicted model, not a curated record. Lineage: Eukaryota; Metazoa; Chordata; Actinopteri; Pleuronectiformes; Soleidae.